CAAAUUUUCGUUUAAGAAUUUUUUAGUUAAAAUAUUUAGUUGCUUGUACUUAGAUCGCAAUGAAAUUGUAUUUAAUAACGGCUAUAGGACUGUUUAUGCUUUCAUCGGUUUGUGCUAAAGUCUAUUUACCGGAAUUAUCCAAAAAGCAUGGAUCUCUCUACCAAGGCAUACGUUUACUCAUACAGAGUGAAAAACACAAUGCUGAAAUGACCUGGAAUGAUACACAACGUCAAAUCGAUGAAAAUUCUGGCACCCUACAGAAAGUCCUCGAUUACAUGCACAACUACGAAACGAUAAUCAAUGAAAAACUCAAUCAAAUCAACAGUUUAGAACAAUCCGCUGAAGUCAAAAAGUGUUACAAACAAUACGAACGACAAAUAGCCCGUUUCAAUCGUGAUCUGUUAGAAAAUUAUUUCGUUUGCAAACAGGCUCUCAACACCAGUCUUUCCCAGUUGAAAAAUGAAGUUGUGCAGGAAAUUCAAUAUAUACAUGAUGCUGCUGCGGAGAUACAGGAAUUGGUGUAUGUUUGCAAUGUGACAGAUUUGAAAAGAAUCGAUCGAGAGAGUCAUCAUGCUACUGUGACACUUUGUGUUCUCUCAAAUUUAGGGGAGAUCAAUCAACACAUGCUGGAAGCGGCUCAAGUUAGUUUGAAUAUUUUGGCGCGUUUGAGUAUCUACCAGGAGGAUAAUGAACAGUUUGAGGUAACGCAAGGAAGGUCUACAAAUAUUUGUUUGGAUUUUCAGUAUUUAAGAGAUGAAUUUGAAACAAUUUAUGAGAAUGUCAUGUUUUGUGUAAGGGAAAUUGAUUAAGUACUAAAUAAAGUUCGCUAACUUUUAA
Molecule: messenger RNA, 837 nt
Organism: Calliphora vicina (urban bluebottle blowfly)
Lineage: Eukaryota; Metazoa; Arthropoda; Insecta; Diptera; Calliphoridae
Exons: 2
Coding region: 60-809 (249 amino acids)
Source: RefSeq, a predicted model, not a curated record